AUGUCAAAGUAUAGCAAUUUGAAUUUGAACAGUGCUGAAUUGGACGGCCUAUAUGUUAUGAUUGAGGGCAAGUUACAUCCUAGGAGUGACUUACACUUAAGAGAGGGUGUUGAGAAUCAAGAUAUAAUUAUAAGCCACUUGACGGUAUCACGUGUUAGCAUACACUCGUGCAAAGCACAAUCUUGUAGAAUUACCGAAUUAAUGACCUACUAUCCGACCUGA
Lodderomyces elongisporus is the source of this 222-nucleotide messenger RNA. RefSeq lists its product as uncharacterized. The coding region runs from base 1 to 222 and encodes 73 amino acids. Lineage: Eukaryota; Fungi; Ascomycota; Pichiomycetes; Serinales; Debaryomycetaceae. The transcript is spliced from 5 exons. The record is from RefSeq and is a predicted model, not a curated record.